CAACAAGCCAUAGGCGAAUUGCAGUCCAGAUAUUCAUGAUUCCCUACUUCUUUUUCACGUCCUAUACAUGUGCGUUUAAUUUUACAGCACCUGCGUUGACGACAUGGCGCAAAAAAACAGUGGUGCGAUUGAGCUUCCGGUCAUAGAUGUGACCAACACAGACAUGGAUACGGCAAGGCAGCUUAUCGACGCUGUAGCCACACACGGUUUUGUGUAUUUAAAGAAUAAUAAAGAUGAAAUCCCAAACGAAGAGAUUGACAGACUGUUCGACCUCUCCGCACGCUUCUUCAAGUCGCCGAUUGAAAUCAAGCAGACAUGUGCAGUAGGCUCAGGAGAGUCGGGGAAAAACAGCGGCUGGUUCGGGAUGAACACAGAAAAGCUUGAUCCGGAGAAGCAGAAGAGGGGCGAUUUCAAAGAGUGCUUCAACAUGAACGAGUUCAAGGACGGCAAAGCACAACAGCCGCUGCCACCGCCGCUUCUCGAGAACGCAGAUCAGCUUGAUCUUUUCUGGAAACGGUGUUUGGGCCUGUGCCAUCGCGUCCUUGAACUGUUUGCCAUGGGGCUGCAAGUUGAUGGCCGCGCAGGCGGGAAGGACUUCUUUCGGCCUUACCACGACCCCGCAAACGGUCCCUCGGGGAGCGUGCUCCGACUUCUGUAUUAUCCAACGCUGGCGCCCUCGGAGAAGUACGACGAAGAGACUGAUAUCAGAGCGGGAGCACACAGCGACUACGGGACCAUUACGUUACUCUUUCAGCGCCCUGGCCAGCCUGGACUUGAAAUCCUGACGUCUAGAGGCGGAGAUCCGGACGAGAGAUGGUAUCCGGUCCCUGUCAACCCCACGAACGAGCCACACGUGCCCAUACUCCUCAAUGUUGGGGACGCACUGAACUUCUGGACGGAUGGCUUGCUGAAGAGCACCGUGCAUCGGGUCAUAUUUCCAAAGGACCACGUCGGCGAGGACAGGUAUAGCAUCGCAUAUUUUUGCCACGCAGUCGACGACGCCAAGUUCGAACCGAUUCCAAGCGGCGUCGUUCGCCAGCAUCGCGAAACGGUCAACGGAGGCACGAACGGGACGACAGAGCCGCUGACAGCCAAACAGCAUCUGGAGUCCAGAUUGGCAGCGACAUAUGCAAGCAGUCUUCGGAAGUGACAUGUACGAGGAGCAAGAAACUUUUCCUGCCUGCUGACCGCCAUUUCGUGCGGUUGCGACGAGCUGCUGGACUGGCAAGUAAAGAUUCCACGACAGGAAGGGCCGCAGACAUGUUUGGAUUUAUGAUAGGCCUGCAUGCGUCUUGGGCAAGAAUUCAGUUGCAUCACACGACACUGGGGCUGCACUCCCCCACAGUCAGCUGGAGGCUUGUCGUCCAAGAUAUGGCGACGUGCGAGGCUUCAGGUCGACGCUCAGUUGGUGAUAUUAGUGAAGAAUACUGGCGAUAUCCGCCAGGAACCAAUGAUCGUUGUAAAGUUAAGAACAUGCUUGCGAUGCAUACGUAUGGCUGAACUUGUGAUGACAUGGCUCUGUGGCCUUGGGUCGGUAUUAGUGAAGGAUAUUGAAAGCAGGCCAUCUGAGCCUAUGACACGGCGUGAACAUGAUUUCUCUUCUCCACAAGCUCUGCAAGACAUGCACGUUUCGGGCAGUCCAACGGAACGUCCCACGCUGCAAGCUGCGAACACCCCACGUAUCGAGAACGACUCCUCGAG
This is a messenger RNA of Verruconis gallopava, 1701 nucleotides long. RefSeq lists its product as uncharacterized. Gene Ontology annotation, molecular function: dioxygenase activity. The coding region runs from base 104 to 1150 and encodes 348 amino acids. The record is from RefSeq and is a predicted model, not a curated record. The transcript is spliced from 3 exons. Lineage: Eukaryota; Fungi; Ascomycota; Dothideomycetes; Venturiales; Sympoventuriaceae.